UCAAAAAUAUCAUGUGAAAAUAAUUUAAAGGUUAAAUAGUGCUAUUAUUUCAUAUGCAAUAUACUUUAAUAUCAAAUAUUUCAAUUCAUUAUGGAUGAUUAUACAUAAAAUUUAAAAGAUUUUCAUAUAAACGUCAAAUAUGGAUUAUAUGGGUGAAAUUAUUGCAUUUGGGAUUGAUGCCCUAAUCCUAGCAGUUUGUGUCAAACAAUAUUAUCGGAAUAAAUAUGCGAUACAAAUGAUACAGGGUGCUCCGUUUGUUGAUAUUGAUGGUGAUUUAUUACAAUUGAUUGAAUCAAAAACAGAUAAAAAAUUGCCAUAUGUAGCAAUAAGGGGUGCUGUGAAACCAUUAGGGACACCAAUUCAUAGUUUAAAUAAUAUGAAUGUAACUGGUGUUAUACAAAAAUUAAGUAUUAAAGAACAUAUAAUACAACGUAGCACAGCUGGCUUUUGGUCGGAGAAUGAACGAAUUGUACAAGAAGUUUAUAAUGCAAUGCCAUUUGCAUUGGAAGAUAAUGGAUAUCAAGUGGAAGUCUUGGAUCCCUUGGCUGCGGAUAUUAUAGAUUUGGAUGUAAUUGCUGAUAAAUUUGAGCCAUGUGUACCAUCAUUAAUGGAUCAUGUAUGGGGUUUCUUUUCGGGUGUACGACAACGUGGUUUACAAAACACUGAAGAAAUGUUACGUACUGGUUCGCUAAUCACUGGCAUCGGUGAAUUAACAUGUUCUAUGUCUGGUCGAACAUUACGUCUACAACCCACAUCAAAUGGUGCACCGUUUUAUCUCACAUCAAUACCAAUCACUUCACUAGUACGUCGAUUAGAUGAUAGAAAACAUAGUUUUAGGUGGUUAUGUAUACUUUUUGGAUCACUUGGUGUUAUAAUAGGUAGUUUAAUAUUUCGCCGAUAUUGGCACGAUAGAAAAAGGAAAGUGGAAGAGGAAACUAUUCGCCGUGAAUUGGAAAAUUCACGGCGUGAUAGACGUAGAUUAGUCAGAGAUUCGGGUAUUCCAGAAGUACAAUUAUGUGUUGUGUGUAAAGAAAAUCCACGUGAGAUAAUUUUAUUACCAUGCGGUCAUGUGUGUUUAUGUGAAGAUUGUUCAGAGGGUAUAAUCGAAAAUUGCCCCAUAUGUAGACGACAAAUUGACAAAAAAGCUGCCGCUUAUAUUGUUUGAAAAACUUUGUUUAUAUUUGUUUUUUGUAUUUUCAAAUAUUUA
Messenger RNA from Chrysoperla carnea, 1207 nucleotides. Its product is annotated as mitochondrial E3 ubiquitin protein ligase 1-like. NCBI's taxonomy places the organism in Eukaryota, Metazoa, Arthropoda, Insecta, Neuroptera, Chrysopidae. The transcript is spliced from 5 exons. The record is from RefSeq and is a predicted model, not a curated record. The coding region runs from base 140 to 1165 and encodes 341 amino acids. Gene Ontology annotation, biological process: organelle organization; protein ubiquitination. Gene Ontology annotation, molecular function: ubiquitin-protein transferase activity.